UUUUGUUUACAGCAUUAAACAUCAUUCUAUAACCAAAAUUUAAAAUAUUUAUAAAUAAUUAUUAAGGCGUUUUCUGCUAUGCGCAUCCCGUUUUAACCCCUCUCCACUCUAACUCACCUUGGCCGUCAUGUUGGCUUUGUUGUGAACGUACGCUUCAGAGGUGGCGAAACUACUGUGAAUGGGACGCUACUCCCUUAUACGAUGGAAAUAUAUAACAAUAAAUAAAAACAAAUCGGACAGAAUUAUAAAAAAAAUUAUCUUGCAGAUGAAAAAUGAUUCCUGGUGACAUUGCUGAUGACAAUAACGAAGACGAAAUAAAUGAUAUUCAAAAAAAGUUUAUUAAUACAAAAGGGAAAUGUAAAACACAUUUUCGUCCGAAUGACAUAUACCUUGAAUUAAAACUAAAAAAACGUGUCGGUAAAUGCAAAGGAGCAGCGCGGUUGCCUCCAACCAAGAGACCUGAAACUUUAAUGGCACAAAGCGACAAUGAUAAACCACCAAGGAGUUAUAACACUGUACACGGUGAUAUAUGGUACAAUGUUGCGGAUCAUAUUAAACCUGAAUAUGUUCAAACCUUUGCUUUGAUAUGUCGUCAAACAGCAGAACUUGUUAAUACACAAAGAUUUUGGAAACAAAUUUAUAGAAGUUAUUGCCAGAAAUCGAGUGCUGAUACCAAUUCGAUACUUACAUUGCCUGAACAAUUGCAGUCGCAUAACGUACUUAACUGCAAGUUGGCCAUAAUGCGUGCUCGUGUGGUGGAAUCACUAUUUCUAACCUAUUCACCAUUAUCAAAACGUAUAGCGAAAGGGUAUUCCCUAACUAAAUUAAUUGGAUGUUCUUAUGUAUCUUCAUGGCAUGAACAAGAAGAGUGUGUAUGGAUAUCAUGCUAUAAAUUUUGCAACAGACGGCAAAACAUUGCAGAAAUCAAAGAAGGCCGUGAUUUCAAUGAAAUUAUCUCAAAUGAUUGUGAAAUAGACGACUGGGAGGAUUUGGCAGAAGGCAAUAAUUUGGAUUCAAAACCAAAAUAUAUUCCUGCCCAAAACCACAUAAACGAAGGUGAAGCAGAUAUUCCGAUUGACAUCCACACCUUGAAGCUGCAGGAUUGGUUAGUAAGCAGAAGGAUUGUACCCAAAACUAUUCAAAAGAAUAUCAAAGAUAUACGAACAAAAAUUUCAAAUGCUCUCCAGGAUAUGCCAGCCAAUGAUCAACUGAUUAAAUUAUUGUCGGGGACCAACAUAAACUACUACCAUUGUAAAGAAAUUGUUGAGAUUCUAAAACAAACCGAAAAGGACACCAAAAGUGUAUUUGGAACGUAUGGAAGUCAAAGAAUGAAGGACUGGCAGGAAAUACUCCGUCUUUACGAAAAAGAUAACGUCUAUCUUGCAGAGUCCGCCCAAAUAUAUGUGCGCAAUGUGAAUUAUGAAGUACCUGGUGUUCGAAAGCAAAUGACAAAAUUAGAACAACAAAGUGAUGAAUGUUUAAAAAGGGUUCAAGAUCUUGGCAAACCAGAAUCACAGUUAUUGGCCGAACAUGCUUCACUUUUACAACAGCUGGGGGUGAAAGGCGAAAAUUUGCGAGAAGAAUUUUUACAAGUUUUGUCUAAGCUACCAGACAUGUAUGCCAAUUCAAUACGUGAUGUUAGCAAAUUAGAGGAGGCAAUUAACUUAUUCUCUGAAGGAAGUAAUAAACAAAAUUUACACAUAUUACGCCACCUGAUCGAAUUUGGCAACACAACCGUGUAUCAAUAUGUGCACAAAGAAGAACCUUUAACUGUUGAAGAACCUCCAAUUAAAUUAAAUUUAAAUGGUGAUACUUUGGCUAGUAGUACAGAUGAAACUGAAAUUGAUUUUGGUGGCGAUGAUAACGGAGGCACCUCCUCAACAAUAUCGGCAGAAAUUAUUGAUUUCGGUGAACUCAAUUUAGAUGGCAACAACAGCGCAAUUGAUUCGGAUGGAAAUGGAGGUGACAUUGACUGGGGUGUUGAAAGUGGUCCGAAUGAGGCUGUAGAGAUAAAUUUUGACAUUCCUAUUGAAGAAUACGGUAUAGUUAUUGAGGGCACUGGCAUGGAUGGUGGAAUUGCAAAAGGAGAACAAGCUUACACAAUUCUUGAUUCACCCACUUAUCGGGAUAGAUUUCUCGAUGAAAUUUACGAACUUGAUGCAUUUUUACGUAUGCGACUAUUUGAACUUAACCAAUUGGACGCUUCUAGCAAUAUUAUGUUUUCGCUUAUGGAUAGCAUUUUCACAUAUGAUGCAGAGAGCAUACGAAAAAUGUUAAGGAACAUUGAACUAAUUUUAGGUGAAGUAUGUAACGAGCAAACCCGUCACCUUUUCCAAUUAAAACAUUCGCCUAAAUAUGCUGAUUUGCUGGCAACUAAGUUACGUCAAAUGACAAAGGCCGUGAGUAAAAUACGCGACACGAAAGAAGUUCUUAAAAUACGUUCUUUGGAACUAAAACGACAACGCGUAGAUUUGAACCCAGUUUUAGCUGAGCUAAUAUCACAAACGAAGAAGCUCCAAUUACAUAUUGAGAAUGAUAUUUCCAAACGUUACAAAAAUCGUGUAGUGAACCUGAUGGGAGGAGUAAACUAAUGCAUUGUUGAUAUAUUUGUGACAAUUAUGUAUAAAUCUGCAAUUUUUAAAAUUCUCUGAAACAUGUACUGUGUCUAAUGCUGCUAAUAUUUAGUAGAUAAUAAUUAUAAAAACAUCGGAAAAUAAAAAACUCAGCAUUCUCACAAAA
This is a messenger RNA of Bactrocera oleae (olive fruit fly), 2739 nucleotides long. RefSeq names its product CDK5RAP3 protein homolog. Gene Ontology annotation, cellular component: endomembrane system. The record is from RefSeq and is a predicted model, not a curated record. Gene Ontology annotation, biological process: regulation of mitotic cell cycle; regulation of cyclin-dependent protein serine/threonine kinase activity. NCBI's taxonomy places the organism in Eukaryota, Metazoa, Arthropoda, Insecta, Diptera, Tephritidae.